CUUGGUAUGAUCCACUUGCCCCAGACCUGAGGUCUGACUCUAAGCAGAGAGACACGGCCACUGGCGCUGCUGCAGAGGUGCAUGACUUAAUCUACAGCCUAAAGUCUCAGAGACAGAGAGGGAGAGAGAGGGAGAUGAGCUGUGUCCAGUCUUGCUCUGGGACGGUAGACUGACUGAAGCUGCCGGUAAAGCACGAGUUUUCACAGCUGUGCAUCUCCGUCACUCUGGAGUCAUGAGCUCAAAGGGGACGAACCUCCACAACAAACGUCUUCUAUCGGAGACAGAACAUGCUCAAAGAGUCCUGGACACAGAGUCGGCCCAGCAAAUGAGGCUGAGAGAGAGACAACGAUUCUUUGAGGAGGUGUUUCAACAUGAUGUGGACGUCUACCUCUCCUCUGCACACCUGCAGAUAGAUUAUAAGAGACCUCCCUUAGGAAGCAUCUCAUCAAUGGAGGUGAACGUUGAUAUGCUAGAACAGAUGGACCUGAUGGACAUCUCUGAUCAGGAGACCUUGGAUGUCUUCUUCAGUGCCAGCGGAGAGGAAGGAGGACUGACAUCUCCUCUUCCAGCUCUUGGUCACACUGAAAUAGAAGAGGAUGGAUUGCGGAGAAAUGACGUGUCCUUGAGAAUUUCUGACACUUGUGAGAUCAAAACACGUAUGUUGUCCACUUCUUCCAACUCCACCUGUGACAGUCAGGCCUCCAAUGAGGACGGAUCAAACACUCCUGUCGUCCAAUCAGAUGAUGAAGACGUGCAAGACGAUAGCCUGUUGCAAACAGGAGUGCGCACAGCCAACAAUGCGGCAAAAGAGCCCCUGCCCUCUGCCCUCUCAUUAUAACCUGCCUUCCUAUUUAUUACUGACCGUUUGGAAAGUGUUUCAGGGUUGGGUUGAGUGGUUUUAGCCAUAAAUCAGUCUACCAAAGACCUUCAUGAAAGCUUGCAAAAUUCAACGCAUUCAAGGCCCUAUUACGCCACACUGGGAGUGUCACGCUUUGACAGCCCUGCAUUUCUGUAUUGUCACUUGCGUCUUUUCAACAUUUUACUGUGUCUUUUGCUGUUUUGGGGAAAAAUAUCUGCAGAUAUAGUGACACCACAUACACACCACCAAUAUUUAGCAAUUUUCUUCAUGAAGAUUGAUGCUGAUCUGUAGAGAGACCAAAGGCAUAAUUUUUUAAAAUUAAAACUGAGGUGAGUCUCUCAAAAAAAAAAAAAACAUUUCACCUUAAAUAUCAAAAGAAAACUUAUAAUUAUAUAUAUAUAUAUAACUUAAAAUAUAUAUAUAUAUAUAUAUAUAUAUAUACACACACACACACACACACACACACACACACACACACAUAAUAAAAAACCUCUUGUUUACACCAUUAAAAAGCCAGUUCACACAUUUUUGGUUUCAUAAUGAAUAAUAUAAUAAUUUUUAUUUGAUAGAACUACAGUAUCCAUAUAAGUUUUUAGGGGUUUUUUUUCUUGGCAUUAUGUUAAAUUUAUGCAUUUGGUUGGCACUCUUAUCCAAACUGUCUGUUUUAUUGAAGGUAUGCAUUUUAUCAGUUUAUCCAUUACCUGGGAAUUGAACCAUGAUUUUGAUGUUGUUAGCACCAAGGUCAUGCUCUACUUUCCCCCCUUUUCUUUUCUUUUCUUUUCUUUUUUUAUUUGUAAUUUUUGUUAAUCUUAAUGGUGAUUCUCAAUAAAUUAUUACUGCAUUUUUUGUUACUACAAUAAACAUGGUUUUUAAAUUUAAAUCAACAUAAAAGGCAAUACAACAAAUACUAGCAUGGUGUACAAAUACAGUAUUAAUACAGUAUCAUAAAUUGUUAAUGAGAAUUUAAGAAGAAAUGUGCUUACUUGGGCAUUCAUUUUAUUUUAUUUUAGUGUUUUGCCUUUAUUUACAAGACAGUAAACAAUAAAGUAGGGGUGAGAGGAUGGGGAAUGUACCCAUAACAGCCCAAAAUUGAACCUGGGUACUAUGAGCUCACUGUCAUGUCAUGACCUGUACGCAUUUUCACUGAAAGAACAUGCAACUGCACUGAUAGACUUCAUUUUCUUUAAGCAAAAUAUUAUUUUUUACCUCUUUUGAUUUUUCGUUGAAAUAUUACCCAUUCUUGACAGUUUUUGUGAGGCCUAAAACUGUUGGUUGUAUAUAUAUAUAUAUAUAUUGUUUUUUUAAAUUGUCAGAAUUGUAGCUUUUUUCUUCUUCUUUUUCUUCUUCUUUUGAUCAUGUGCUGAGGAUAUGUCUUCCUCUUUGAUGUCAACAACACCUUAUGCUUUGCUAUCAAAAUAAAGCCAAAAGCCAGAUAAAA
Molecule: messenger RNA, 2297 nt
Organism: Megalobrama amblycephala (Wuchang bream)
Lineage: Eukaryota; Metazoa; Chordata; Actinopteri; Cypriniformes; Xenocyprididae
Product: dysbindin
Exons: 4
Coding region: 233-838 (201 amino acids)
Biological process (GO): negative regulation of protein kinase activity
Cellular component (GO): cytoplasm
Source: RefSeq, a predicted model, not a curated record